This is a messenger RNA of Cololabis saira (Pacific saury), 1117 nucleotides long. Its product is annotated as phospholipase A and acyltransferase 1-like. NCBI's taxonomy places the organism in Eukaryota, Metazoa, Chordata, Actinopteri, Beloniformes, Belonidae. Bases 130 to 969 code for a protein of 279 amino acids. The transcript is spliced from 10 exons. Gene Ontology annotation, cellular component: cytoplasm. The record is from RefSeq and is a predicted model, not a curated record. Gene Ontology annotation, molecular function: A2-type glycerophospholipase activity; glycerophospholipid phospholipase A1 activity. Gene Ontology annotation, biological process: N-acylphosphatidylethanolamine metabolic process.
AGCAUCCUGACGUUUGUCCUGGGGCGAUGGAGAUGGCGUCUGUGGAGCUGUUGGACCUGUAGGCGAACUGAUGUUGGUCAAAGCCAGUCAGUCCAGCAGUUCCAGCCGUCCUGAAUCCUCCGCUUCAUCAUGGGUUCUUCUAGCAGCUCAGCCGCUUCAAUCACGAAAUUCAAGGACAAGGAUGGAAAGAAGGUCAAAUCCGGAAACCUGAUUGAGAUCUUCCGUGGUGAUGAUAGCUACUGGGCUGUUUAUGUUGGUUGUGGAAACAUCGUUCACCUCGUACCACACGACUCGGAGGCUGGUACGGGCGUUGUGUUGAAGCAGAAGCUGCAGGACGUGGUGGAGGAACGCAAGUGGAGAGUCAACAAUCUCCUGGAUGAUAAAUACACACCUCAUGCAGUUAAUGAUAUCGUGAAGACUGCCUGCUCACUGGCAAAGACAAAGAAGCAGUACAACCUGUUGAAGUACAACUCUCAAAACGUCGCCACUUACAUGCGCUACGGCAAGCCUGAGAGUCAGCAGGAGGUCAAACGUGGAGACCUGAUCGAGAUCUCCCGUCGUGGUUUUAAGCACUGGGCUGUUUCUGUGGGUUUUGGAAACAUCGUUCACUUCGUAACACCCAGGUUUUGCUGUCGUACGGGCGUCGUGUUGAUGCAGAAGUUGGAUGACGUGUUGAAGAAGGACAAGUGCACGGUCAACAAUCUCCUGGAUGAUAAAUACACACCUCGUCCAGCUGAUGAAAUCGUGGAGGAGGCCCGUUCACUGGUGGAUACAGAACUGGAGUACGACCUGAAGAACUACAACUGUGAACACUUCGCCACUGAGAUGCGCUACGACAAGCCUGAGAGUCAGCAGGUGAAGAACAACAAGGCCUUGGUGAAUGCAGCUUCUGGGUUUAUGGCAUCUUAUCGCUCUAUGAAAAAUUCAGGAUUCUGUCCACCUCGGAUGAACCAGACGAGUCUGGACUGAAACCUGGACCGGGAUUGUUUCUGUGAGGAUUCUCAGCUGGAAUAAAGGGGAUUGGAGUCGUGUUGGCCCACGUUGAGAAAAAGAAGACCGCAGCAAUUAGCAGAAACUUCAAAAAAGAAACAAAGUACUAACUAAGUAAAAAUAAAAU